AUCAAUGUUUGCUUCAAGUGAAUAUCCUCAUGUAUUCUGUGGUGUAGAUGUAGUUUAGGAAGUGUUCAAUGGAGGGACAGCGCCACCUAUUGGACAACACUAUAAUAAGACCCCCUAUGGCUGAGUAAUGCAGUAUCGACAAGUGAUAAUGUUAGUAUCCACAUGCUUAGAGUCGUCCACACCCUCAGUUGUAGUUACAAGCAAAAAAUGGAAGGAAAAUGGAAGUUGGUUAAUGGAGCCAAGAGAUGUGUUAAAAAUAAAUAAAUGAGAAACUGAAAUGGGGUUAUAGGGUUUUAAAUUCAAUGUACUGAUCGGUACCAGAAGCAAAGACAUAAAACCACUUCAACUGGAGCCACAGAAGAAUAACAAUGUAUAACCUUUGAUAACCAGUUUGGAAUGAGGGAAGUUUAGUUUUUACCGGAUUGAACCAUCAUUAUUCCCAUAACUGGUCUUAUUGUUUUUAACUUCCUGGAGAAGAAUAAACGCCAGGGGAAUUCUUCUUGACACCAAAGUGUGCCAAGUUAAUGAUGUCAUUAGGUCAAUACAAAACACUUCACACAGGUAUUACUGGUACUAUUAAUGAGAUGACAGACUUCAGUUGGCAUAUUCAAUAUUGCACCAUUAGCGGCUACAAAACACCAGAUGUAUCUCCUCAUGUACUAAACUGAAUCCAAGUAUUUCGAUCAGUGGGCGGUACUGCAGCAUCAGAAUGUAGUUCGACUACAUUUUAGAACACGAACAUGAUUCGAAAAACUACUCGGAAACAAGCACCUAAUCGUACUGCAUUGGAUGAUGGGAACUUCCAAGCAGCACAACAAAUAACAAUUCUAUUUUCAGAGGAAAGAUUGAAGAGAAAAGAUGAGCAGCUCCAGAAAAAGAUCCCAUGAGGAGGGGAAAGUACCAGCAAAGAACAAGAAACCAAAAGAAGAUGCAGUGAUUCAGCUACAUUAUGGUCUGUAUAAUCAGGGAGCCACGUGUUACCUCAACAGUGUCCUUCAAGUUCUCUUCAUGACACCAGAACUCCAUGACAGGUUGCAUUCACAAUCACCGAUUACGGAUCAAGAGCUGGGAGAAGUGUUUAAGAAAAUUAAAGUAGAAAAAUGUGGAACAGAAAACAUCACAGGGAGUUUGGGGAUUAAAAAUGUUCAUCAACAACGUGAUGCUGCCGAAUGCCUGGAGUUGAUUUUACAUAAAGUCAGUCCAAACGCCUCUGAGGUUUUCCAAGGACAGCUGACAUACAUGACACAAUGUUCCAAAGGCCACAUCAUCAACGAAGAGACAAAUCCAUUCUGGACUCUUCCACUGUCGCUAAGAAAUACCCAUGAUGCAACAUACAACGUGGAGAGAGGCUUUGAAAGGACUUUUGAGACAAAAUCAUACAGCGGAGACAACAUGGUGUACUGCAACGAGUGUGAAAAGAAAACAGAGGCGACAAGUGGAUGUGACAUGGAUACAUUUCCCCAGAUUUUGGUCCUACUCCUGAAGAGAUUUGAAUUUGACUUCAACACCAUGUCAGAUAUCAAAUCAGACUGCUGUGUGGACGUGCCAUAUACAUUACAGAAAAAGGACAAGAAGUACUCUCUGUAUGGGAUGGUGAAUCACUAUGGCAGUCUGAGGGGUGGACAUUACACCGCCACCCUCCUGUCCAAUGAGGACAAUACCUGGUAUGAGUUCAACGACGACGCCGUCAACAAGGUUGAAGAGCAACCAUUUGCAAAAACCGGGACUUAUAGUUCCAGCAGUGCAUAUCUGCUCGUGUACAGAGAAAGUCUCAAAGACGAGGGGAAAGACCAAAGAGGAAGGAUCCAUGAUGACAAAGAAAACAGGCAUGUGAGCCAAGAUCAAGACAGACAAAUACAAAUCAACUGGACAGACACAAACAAUGUGGAAAUCGUCAUGGAAGAUGAUCUCCCCAAUCCAAAAACACAGGAAGUAGAGGAAGAUCGCUUCUUUGGCAUCAAGAGGAAUCAUAUUUAUAUUGCUCUCGGCGCUAUUUCUAUUGCAUCCAUUGUGAUUGUGAUUUCUGUCGUACUUGCAACAACUCUAAAAACCUAGUAGGGAUGUCAGCUUUGAAAUGUCAACCAGCUCCAAGCUAUCAAGGUGAUGAUGAAGAGGCGAUGAUUAAACUUUCAAAACAUUAGUUGGUAAAUUGAUGGUUAAGGAACACGAUUAGGUAUCUCUAAAUGUGAAACAAUAUAUCAUAACGUUGUAUUUACUGUUUGUUAUGUCCUGUUUUCUCAGUAUGCUAUUUUGGUGUCAGAUAUUUUAAGAAACUAGCUGAUAAACUGAAUGAAUCAGGCCCACAACAAAUAAUGUUCAUGACUUUGUCUUAUGUAUAUGUAGUAUAGAUCCAUGGACUAUCUAAAUAUUAUACAUCAGCAUGGAUUUUGGAAUUGUCUGCAAUUAUUUUUUAAGUAUAAAUGGAUGGAAGUUGGAAAAUGGCCAAAUGCGUGGUGUACCACAGGGGUCUGUUCUUAGACCAUUUAUUUUCCGUUUACUUUGAUAAGGUGCAAUAGGAUUAUUAUUAUUAUACUACCUUAUCUCUUUAACUUUGCUUUUUACAAACUUAUAUCUCACGUAUAAAAGUCAAAAGUGUAUCUGUUGCACAAAUUAUUUAUUUGUAGCUAUUUUUAUUUAGAGUCCAAAUAUAUGAUACGUGUUUGUUAUGUACAAUGUGUGUCUCAGCCCAGUUAUUGCCAACAACAUUUUUGUCUACAGCACCCAAUCUGGUAUAUCAUAUUACAUCGUAACUCCUUCACAAACCUUUAGUAGAUUGGAAGACAAUGAUUUUAAUCCAGUGUCUUUAACUAUUUCUACCUAUUGUGUUUUGGGGUUUAUUCUUUUGUGACAUAUACAAAUACCAAAUAAAGCUAAACAAACUCACCCACUGA
This is a messenger RNA of Trematomus bernacchii (emerald rockcod), 2891 nucleotides long. Its product is annotated as ubiquitin carboxyl-terminal hydrolase 47-like. The record is from RefSeq and is a predicted model, not a curated record. Gene Ontology annotation, cellular component: nucleus; cytosol. Gene Ontology annotation, biological process: protein deubiquitination. NCBI's taxonomy places the organism in Eukaryota, Metazoa, Chordata, Actinopteri, Perciformes, Nototheniidae. The coding region runs from base 859 to 2055 and encodes 398 amino acids. The transcript is spliced from 12 exons. Gene Ontology annotation, molecular function: cysteine-type endopeptidase activity; cysteine-type deubiquitinase activity.